Sclerotinia sclerotiorum 1980 UF-70 is the source of this 1791-nucleotide messenger RNA. RefSeq lists its product as hypothetical. Gene Ontology annotation, biological process: double-strand break repair via nonhomologous end joining. Gene Ontology annotation, molecular function: DNA end binding. The transcript has a single exon. Bases 1 to 1791 code for a protein of 596 amino acids. NCBI's taxonomy places the organism in Eukaryota, Fungi, Ascomycota, Leotiomycetes, Helotiales, Sclerotiniaceae. Gene Ontology annotation, cellular component: DNA ligase IV complex; nucleus. The record is from RefSeq and is a predicted model, not a curated record.
AUGGCCUGGAAACCUCUAAAUCUUUUAAGCUCUGCUGGCGCACAGUUACCAUGCUUCCUAUAUUCAUCUGAAUUCAAAAAUGAUUCAUAUAUAGUGAGACUGACUGAUUUAUCGAAUACAUGGGUCGAGAAGAUAGAUCGCGACACCAUAAUCGAGCGAAGCAAAAAAGAAAAUACAAGUAUUGAUCCUAGUGAGGACGAAGACCAGUUAUCAAUAUUUCUUGAUAAGAUAAAGCUAGGGCUUACGGGAGGAAAAGAUGCAAGCCUAUCUUUGAAAGUUGGGACGGGCAUUUCAAAUGAUCUCUCACCGAACUUACUUCUCCAUGUUAAGAUUCCACUACCUGGUGGAUUGAAAGACUUGGAAUGGCGGUAUGAAUUGGCACUAGAAUGGCCGAAAGAGACAGUUGACAGAUUGGUUCUUCCGAGUUUAAUUGCGCUACAAGAAAAGAGGGAAGAGGUGAAAGAGCUAGUGGAGUUGCUUGGGGAGAAAGAUGCCGUCAUUCAAAAACUGGUCGAUACAUUGGAAAGUCAAGGGACAGACCUGGGCACAAUUUUCCAUCAAGCUGCGGGAAGAUCGGGGAGGAAGGUUGACAGAAAGAAGGCAAGUGAAAAGAUUAAAGGCUUGAAGAUCUUCGAUGCAGAAGCUUGGAAAAAGGAGUUGAGAUCCGAUAAAAUGGAAGAUAGGUGGGAGUUAUUGAACAAGGUGUUUAGUUGCAAUGACAUAACUCCGAAUAUCUCUAUAAAAAACGGUUUUAAUGGAGAGGCUCAGGAUUUCAACUGGUGGGAUCAUAUGCAAGGCAAGGUUGUAGGUACAUCAAAGGAUAGUGCUACGACAAAUCAAGUAAAUUCACCAAGAGAUAUCGAACAAGAAUUUGUACCGCCCGAGGAAGACUUUCAGGUACAAUCAACACCUCCUCACCUUUCAAAAUCUAAGGCUAAGCCUGAUAUUUCAAUGGAUGAUUCUACAGAUGAUGAUGAUGACGACGACCUCGAUGGCCCAUCUCAACGUUCGAGAAUUCCAAACAGCCUCCCCAUCUCACAAUCCCACGCACCAGGUCCUAAUCGAACUCCAACCUCGGGGUCCAGUUCACGAAAAGUGAAAGCCCAGAUUAACAAAUUGGGUACAAAGCAAAAAGCUUCAACACCAACUCCCCCAACUCAAGCCGAAGAUGAUACGACCGAAGACGAUGAACCUAUACCAGCACCUUCACGACCUAGAAGAGUGACCUACCAUAACGAUAAUGAUAAUGAUACCAUGGACGAUGAUACACCAUCCUCUCCGCCAUCAAAAAUGCAGCGGACUUCUAAGGAAUCUCCAGCUAAAAAGAAAGGCAAGCUCGGAAAAAUAGGCGGAAAGAGAGCUGCUUCACAUUCUCUAGAGCCAGAGCCAGAACCAGAAGCCGGACUAGAAGCUGAGCCAGAAACUGAAGCAGAAACUGUAAAGCCGCGACCCAAAAGAGGCAUGCUCGGCAAAAUUGGUGGGAAGAAAAGAGAGAAUGCACCAACACCUGAAAUCGAGUCUCAGAGUUCGGCAACUUCGAAAAAGAAGCUAGGUAUUAUUGGUGGGAAGAAGCCUGCUAGUGGAAAUGCUAGCCAGAAAGGAUAUGCUUCUCAAGAAGAGAAUAGGGGAAGAUCGAGAGAACCGACGAUGGAGGAGGAAGAGAAAAUUAAAGAAACAACCCCACCACCAAGGGAAACUUUGCAAGAACGGGCUGAUAAGAAGAGAGAGAUGCUGAAGAAGGAAUUAGAAGCAAAAAGCAAAGCACCAGUUAAAAAGAAAAGGAAAUUUUGA